Molecule: messenger RNA, 4043 nt
Organism: Betta splendens (Siamese fighting fish)
Lineage: Eukaryota; Metazoa; Chordata; Actinopteri; Anabantiformes; Osphronemidae
Gene: st8sia3
Product: ST8 alpha-N-acetyl-neuraminide alpha-2,8-sialyltransferase 3
Exons: 5
Coding region: 541-1779 (412 amino acids)
Biological process (GO): N-glycan processing; oligosaccharide metabolic process
Molecular function (GO): alpha-N-acetylneuraminate alpha-2,8-sialyltransferase activity
Source: RefSeq, a predicted model, not a curated record
UCUCCCCUUAAAGCGACACUCCGGCUUAAUUAAUUAGACUGGAGGAGGGAGAGGGGCGGAGACGCAGUCGUGGAUGCAGAUGAAGCAGUGGGACUGGCAUCCGCUGGUCACCUCCAUCUCCCCCUGGAUGCCCCGGGUGGUCCCUUGGUUUUUACUGCCUGGAGGUUACGAAACUGGCUGAAACGCGAUCCUGCGCACCAGCAUCGCCGCGUCCGCGAUCCCCCCUCCUCCCUCCUCCGCCCCCGGAUUCACGGAGUGCCGGUGCGUCACGCUCCUGCGUCGUUUUUUUUCCCCCCGCAGCCUCUACCUCCUCGCUCAUAUUUACGUUAAUGAGUCUCCUCGCGCGCGUUUCGCUCCGGCGCCUCACUCCUAUGGAUUGCGCGGGCGCCGUAGCCUCCGUCGAACGCGUCGCUAAAUCCACGGCCCUUCGUGUUUCCGCGCUUCCGUUUGCCGCCCGCGCGUCUCCGCUGCCGCGCCGCCUCCCCUCCGGGCGAUGACCGCCCGUAGGUGAAACUCUGCGUCCGCGCGUGUCUGCCGCUGAUGCGGUGCGCCUGGCCGCUCGCCGCCCCCUCCCGCACGGCCGGCCGCCCUCUGGCGCGGGUCUGCUUCCCGCACAGGGGCAGGAUGGUGCGGAUCGCCAGCGCGCUGGGGCUCGUCAUGUUCAGCGUGGCGCUGCUCAUCCUGUCGCUCAUCAGCUACGUGUCCAUCAAGAAGGACUUCCUGCUCAGCGCCCCCAGAUACGGACCCAACGGAGGACCCAGGAUGUACAUGUUCCACGCGGGCUUUCGCGAGAGGCCGCCUCGCAAACCUGACCUGAGCUCCCAGCUGGCCAUGAAGUAUCUGGAUCCCGCCUUCACGUCUCUUAGCAGCGAACUCACUGCAGACCUGCGGAACGCGUCCGUGUGGAGGUACAACAGCUCGGCUUUUGUCGAGCUCAGGAAGGACAUCUCCCAGUACAUCGACGUCGCCCACAACUUCACCCUGACGCGAGACUCGGUCCGAAUCGGACAGCUGAUGCACUACGACUACUCCAGCCACAAGUACGUGUUCUCCAUAGGGGAGAACUUUCGCUCUCUCCUCCCCGAGGUCUCGCCCAUCCUCAACAAACACUACAACGCGUGCGCCGUGGUCGGCAACAGCGGCAUCCUCACCGGCUCGCGCUGCGGGCCGCAGAUCGAGAAGUUCGACUUCGUCUUCCGCUGCAACUUCGCCCCGACGGAGGUUUUCAGGAAGGACGUCGGGAGGCGGACCAACAUGACCACGUUCAACCCCAGCAUCCUGGAGAAAUACUACAACAACCUACUCACUGUGCAGGACAGGAACAACUUCUUCCUGAGUCUGAAGAAGCUGGACGGUGCCAUCCUGUGGAUCCCGGCCUUUUUCUUCCACACCUCGGCCACGGUCACCAGAACGUUGGUGGAUUUCUUCGUGGAGCACAGAGAUCAGCUCAACGUCCAGCUGGCCUGGCCCGGAAACAUCAUGCAGUACAUUAACAACUACUGGAAAACCAAGCAGCUGUCACCAAAGCGCCUCAGCACCGGGAUCCUGAUGUACACGCUGGCGUCUUCCGUGUGUGACCAGGUGCACCUCUACGGCUUCUGGCCCUUCGGCUGGGACCCCAACACGGGCAAGGAGCUGCCGUACCACUACUUCGACAAGAAGGGCACCAAGUUCACCACCAAGUGGCAGGAGUCCCAUCAGCUGCCCGCCGAGUUCAAGCUGCUGUAUAAGAUGCACACGGAGGGGCUGCUGAAGCUCAGCCUCUCGCACUGCGCUUAGGCCAGCGCUGCCGGGGCGCCCACGGGCCAAGGCAGGGCUCCAGCUGUGAGCUCCCAGAGCAGAGGCCCAUAAUCAUAACUGUUACAGCUUAAGGAACAAGUCCUGUUGACUGACACGGACGCUCAGCACACAAAUAGGAAAUAAGACGCGCGUUGUCUCAUUUUGUCUUGUGUUAUGCAGAGUUUUGGUGGAUCGGACUCUUCUGGACUAAAGUAAGACACUCACCAAAGCAGGCCUUGGUUUUCUUUCAUGCUGUGUUGUCUGGUCACCUUGUAAUGGACACACACGCUACCUGCAGCAUCCUGACCCGCCUGUCGCCGCGGCCACCGUUAUGUUUGCUGUUUGAUCCCAUUGUGGAGCAAAAACGCGGGGCGAGAUCUGCAAAACGACGACACCCUGCAGCUUCACGCGUUCACUCACGUCUAAGGAAAUUAAAAGCUGAUAAACGCUCAGUGACAGAGGAUGCUUGAUAUUAUAUUAGCUGUGUCAUUAAAGCAUUAACACACACAGACAAGCUUCAGUCAGUAAAAGCACACAGCUUUAGUGGAGGUAGUGGAGCUGCUGGUUUGGGAGAUGAACGGUUAAAUGCAGGUGAGAUACAUAAGCAGAACAUAGAGGAGGCCACAGCGUUGGUGACAGACUCAGUGCAGAUGAGCUAAAGUACAGCCUUCAGUUCAUGCUAAAGGUGCUAAUGCUGCACUGGAACUGACACCGUGUCCACAGAGUCAGCAAAGAGUUGGGAAGAUUCCUUUAGUUGAGUGACGUUUGCAGGUUCAUUUAAUGCAUCUGUCAUUUGUGACUGAUUUUAUUGAGGACCCAGGAGGAUGAGUAACGCCGAGGGAACCUCACACAGGGAACAUAAAUGUUUAGAACUUCUUCGUCACUACAUUAUAAAAUAAUUAUAUAGAUAUUUUAGCCUUGCAUUGGUCAGUUACUGCUGCAAACUGUGUCUGAGUGUUGUCUUGGUGCUGCACCAUGGGACUGGAAGUUGAAACAAGCUCGUGACUGUUGUAUUUCCACAUCAGUCGUUUUGGGUCAGUUAAUGUAUCGGUUCCUGCUCAGCGCCGUUCCACCGUAGCAGCUGAGUGACUCACGGGAGAAGGUGCGACCCGUUCGUCUGACAAAGCAACUGUGACGUCAUCAACCGUUACGAUGCAUCUAAAACUCUACGUUCAUGGAGGUUUUUCUACCUGUGGUUUGGAAUAAACACUAACAUCAUCAUCAUCAACAUCAACAUCAUUUGAGCUUCAAAUCCAUCACUCUCAUUUCAACCCUGACUUGUUAACAAGCAAUAGAUGAUACACAUGUUAGAAAAGCCUCAUGGUCCCAUGUGCCAGAAUUUUAACAAAAGCUUUUAAUUUGAAAGGAUUUAAAAUUUUAUGAUAUGUUAGCAUGUGAAUGUUUAGUUUAACACGAACAAAGUCUGAGAGUGAAGUCGGGUCUGCUGCAGUAACAACUGUACAUUAGCGCUGCAUGAAACCUACUCAAGGUUAGAAAGGGAGGAUUCAAAGAUAAUUAGUAAAGAACAUGUGAACGCAGACGUUCUUUGACCCCAGAUAUUUAACAGUAGUUGCAUCUGUCAUUCUCUCAUUUAAUAUCCGUAUCUAGUUUUUUAUCAAGCAUCAUUUGAGCAGAUUGACUGGAGCAGGUGGAGCAGCCUGUGAGCUCACGCGUUCAUGUGUCCUGUGUGUUUAGCUUUCCAGGUUUUUGUAGUUGAUCGCGGUGCAGUGAGCCAGGCUCCUUAACAGACUCAGACUGUUACUGUAACCAGGAGUGUGUGAGUUACGGGGCUGGAUGAUUUUUUGAAUGUGAACUGUAACGUCUGCUGUGUCCUUGUUUCUCUUCCGUUUGUCAGGGAGUCGCCUGAAACAAGAGAUUUUUGUAUCUGUUCUAUUGGUUUAUCGUCUUACACUUCUUUCUAAAACUUGAAACAUGAUAUUUUCAGGACUGACAUAAAGAUUGUUGCCAUGGCAAUGAUGAGGUGUGUAACAGUGAUGUUGUUGUGUGACAUGAACAAAUGACACAUGUUCUCUUCUUUUUUUCCACCUUACAUUGUUUGAUUGAAUAUCAGUCAUAUCAGUUUAUCAAGAAUGUAUUUUUGCAUUUUGAAGGAUGACUCUAUUCAUAUUCUGUCUAUUAAUAUAUAGUAAAACUACAAUAUCACAAACAUUAUGCUGUAAAUGCAAAAUCCAGUACUUUAAAUAAAACAAAUAUUCUCUUUACUGUUUUAUCAUUUAAAUAAAUUAAUAAAAUUGUGAAACUGA